AUGAUUGUAAAAUUUUUAUUUCAUUUUAUUUGUUCCAUUGGUCGAUUUUUUCGUAAAAUUUUUCAAACGAUUUUUGGAAGACGUCAUGAAGAACUUGGAGUAUCUCUAUCAAAAACUGAACCAGUCACACUUGAACAUAUUCGAAUAAUAAGUGAUAUGGAAAAUGAUUCUAGUCGUCCUUAUCAAUCAUUUACUUCAGUUCCAAAAAUACCAGCAGCAGAAUGGAAUUCUUGGGGUAGAGAAGAUAUAUUUCGGCAAAAAAAUGAUUCACAAAUAAAUGAAAAAAAUGAUGAACAAAUUGAUUAUUUUACUGAUAUUGCAGCAACCGUGAAAAAAACACCUAAAAUUAUAUUAAAAAAACGUCUAAAUGAAAAUGAUAAUCAUUUAAAUACAAAUAAUCAACAUCCUAGUCGAUUACAAAUGACAAAUGAUGAUUUACUUGAUUUUCAACCUGGUCUUAAUGAAUGGCAAGAAGAUGGUAUUCAAUCAUCAACAGUAGGCAAUAGUACUUGGGAUGAUAAUGAUGAUUUUAAUGAACUUUCACAAGAAGCAAAUGAAGCUCUACGAGAAACUCGUCGUAUUGAACGUGAAAGAAAAUUACGUGAACAUCAACAAAGAAAACUUGAAAAAGAAGCAUCAAGAACGUUGCCACAUAAACGUGACAAUUUAUCCUAA
This is a messenger RNA of Adineta steineri, 675 nucleotides long. Lineage: Eukaryota; Metazoa; Rotifera; Eurotatoria; Adinetida; Adinetidae. The record is from the annotation of a GenBank genome assembly.